Molecule: messenger RNA, 582 nt
Organism: Parnassius mnemosyne (clouded apollo)
Lineage: Eukaryota; Metazoa; Arthropoda; Insecta; Lepidoptera; Papilionidae
Source: the annotation of a GenBank genome assembly
AUGAAUGAGACAGGGGUGACCACUGUCCAAAAAUCUUGUAAGAUUUUAGCUCAAAAAGGAAUUAAACAAGUAGGAGCAGUAACCUCAGCAGAACGUGGGAGACUAGUAACUAUUGCUGUUGCGAUUAAUGCUCAAGGAGGACACAUACCUCCUUUUUUUGUAUACCCGUUGAAACGAUACCAAGACCACUUGAUACGUGAAGGUCCUGUUGGUUUUGCUAGAGCUGGCAAUGUUAGUGGAUGGAUGCAGGAAGCAGAAUUUUUACUGUUUCUAGAACACUUCAAAAAACAAGUAAAGCCAACAGUUGAUCAAAAAUGCUUGUUACUGCUCGACAACCAUGCAUCGCAUAUAUCUAUUUCAGCUCUAGAUUUUUGUAAAGAAAACGGAAUAGUACUGCUGUCAUUUCCACCACAUUGUACGCACAAGCUUCAGCCUUUAGAUAGAGCAGUAUUUGGACCAUUCAAAAAAAUGAUAAACACCGCUACAGACAACUGGAUGCGGAAUCAUCCUGGUCGAACAAUGACUAUUCAUUACAUUCCUGGUAUUGUUAGAGAAGCUUUUCCUCUUUCUGUAACUGAUUGA